CUUUCUCUUAAGUGUGUUUUAUUACCUUGCUGAACUUAACACAACUGAGAAACAUACAUUCUAACAUUUGGAAGUAAGGGGUUCUACCUAACAAUUUUGCCCAGGUUCCAUUAAUUCCAGCUACCUUGGUGAAAUACAGAAUACUAAGUGUUGGAUUUGAUGAUCUAAUAGUUAAUUACUGUCUCAAGGUUUAAUGAUACUGUGAAACUUCCUUUUCUUUUAAGAAGGCUUUAUCAGAUACCGACAGACAAAGACACAUCCUUCCCCACAGCCUGAAAAAUCACAGCACAAACCAUCUAAUCAAGCCACAACAGUAACUUUUGUAAAGACUAUUAAUGCAUGGACAAACUACAAAAAACCUUGUAAGAGUACACUUCAAGAUUCUGAGGGAACUUUGCAUUGGGAUACAGACAGUGACAGCAACCUCUCAAUGUGGCAGCUUCUUCCUGAUGAACUGUGGCUGUGCAUCUUCUCAUUUUUGUCCCAGAAAGAGCUUUCUCAGGUUGCCCAGGUCUGCCACCGUUUCCACUGCCUUGCCAGGGAUGAGUCCUUCUGGGGGCAGAUUCAUAUUGUAGACUGCCAUUGCUUAAAUGAUGAGUGGCUGAUCAGACUUGGGCUCCAUCAUCCACAGUGUUUUUCUCUGUACCAUUGCCAUGAUGAAACCUGGAGGAUUACUGAGGAGGGGUUAAAGCAGUUCUUUCAGCACUGCAAAGAGUCUCUUAAGGAAUUGAAUAUAACAAGCUGCAGUGGUCCUACACUGAGAGGGGACAUAAUUUUAUACCAUGCAAGCACCUUUUGCAACAAGCUGACCUCUGUGGAUAUAAGCUGGACAGGAGCCACUGAUUUAGGAAUUAUUGCUCUGGCAGAAGCUUCUGUAAGCCUCCAGAGCCUUUCUGCAAAUGGAUGCCAAAUUACAGAUGAUGCUGUAAAUGCCUUGAUUGAAAAACAUGGGAAAAGACUCAGUAAAAUAGAAGUCUUUGGUUGCCAUGCUCUAACUGCGAAAAGCCUGAGUUCCAUAGCUGAAGAGUGUCCAAAUCUGCAGACACUGAACAUUGGCAGAGUCCCAGAGGUUACUCAUGUCUGUCUCUCAAACAUAGUGAAGCACCUGAAAAAGUUAUCUGUACUCAACGUAACUGGGCUCAGUGUGGUGAGAGAUUGCGUUGUCCACUUUAUUGUGACACAGUGUCCUAAGUUGGAGUCUCUGAUUCUCAGCUCCUGCUCACAAGUGACAGAUCUAAGCCUAGUGGAAAUUAGCACCUACCUGCAAACAAUCAGAUAUCUUGAUGUUAGCAGCUGUAAAAAGGUGACAGAUAUAGGAGUUCAGGCUUUGGCAGGGAGCUGCCACCAGCUUUAUUAUCUUGAUCUGAGUUCAACAGGAACAAGCAAGAGAGGGGUAUGCUUGUUGGCCAGCUUCUGCCAUAGCAGUCUGGAAUGUGUGAAGCUCAAUUUUUGCAAGAACAUCACUCUGGAUGCAGUUAAAAAGCUUUGUAAAAAGUGUAAGAGGCUAAAGAUGCUUCAUCUUUAUGGUUGCUGUUUCAGCCGCGAUUGGGAAUCCAUUAAAGAAAUCAGUAAAACAAUAAAAGUGUUUCAUGAUCUCUCUGCUCCAGCAAUUAACAUUUUAGUUGAAUGAGGAACUACACCUAUCACUAUGGACAUUUCUGGCUUGUAAAUAUGACACUGCUGCAGCAAAGGGAUGCUGUGUCAGUUUGUCUUCUACAUUUUAUGCUGUAUGAUCCAAAAGCUGACUCCUUUUGCUUUCUUUUAUGAGUCACUUCAUUUCUUUAUCUCAGAUACUGCAGGACACUUCUGGUAACACCGUAAUAGUGCUUGUAUCCCUUGUAGGGAUACUAUGAGGUGUAAUUCUUGCAAUUCAUCUUAUAGUUAAAAAGAAUGAAGAUACAAUCCACAUGGCGAAUAUUACUAAAUGUGUUCUCUUUUAACUUUUAAUUGAAAAGAAUAAAGAGCCAAAUUCUGUAGUGAUGUAAGCGGUGGUAAAAGGUAGAAAGCAGAUGGAACUUGGUCAGAAAAUGGUUUUAAUUGUCGAAGGAAUACAAUUCACAUUGAUCUAGAAACUAGUGACUACACACUGUUGGUGUUCUCUAAGGACUGAUUUCAAUACUUGUGUAAGAGGCUGCAAAUCCUAUUAAAGCUGCCUAAAAUGGGAAUGGGGCAGGAAAUGAAGCUCACAAAGCAGGAGCAAUAGCAGCCUGAAGAACACCGUAUGCUACUAUACACUGCUAACCACAUCUCAGCACCUACAUCUGCCCUACUCAGGCUUUCAUUACUCCCUUUUACUUAACACAUGACUUGCAGCAUGUAAAACUUCCACUACUAAUAGUAAUUGGAGGCGAUAGUUUGGCAAGGGGCUAGUUGAAUUGCGGAAGAAUUUGGCCGCAACAAUGAUGUCUGUUCUGUGAUACUGUGUCUGCAUUUGUGGGUGGAAGAAUACUAUGGUAACUACUCUGGCUAGCUGCUAGCUGAAGAAUGAAACCAAGUCAGUGGUCUGGGCACCAGGGCCUAAGACAAUCGGCCCCUUUGGCAUACCUUACUCAAAACCUUGGAGUUGUAUUUGUAGGACUGCGAAUAUUCACGGCUGCAACUGAAGCUAAUGGGACUGGUGGUGUUAUGAGGUGUUUACAAACUUUGAAAAAUUCCAUUGUAAGGACUUAUACACUGGCCACAGUUCUGGUGGAGUGUAUGGGAGUGAGCAUACAAAACCCACUUUAGUCUGCAGAUGUACUCCUGAGAAGGAAGUUCUGUGUGGCUGCUCUGAAGUCUUCCCUAGCAUCCAUACUCAGACCUCCUGAAGAUCAAGACCUUUAGAGUUGGGAGAUGGAAAUAAGCAUAGAGAAGACACAUGGACACACUUCUGGCCCUGAAGUGUGCCAGCAGACUUGGGUGAUUCAGUCACUGUGAAAUAUUCAGAGAACAUAUUGAUAACCGCUACAAGAAAACUAAAUAUUCUGAGAGUUGGGAUUGAAGGGUGUGCAGGAUAUUAUGAAUAAUGCCUGUGUGUGCAUACUGAAUGAUAAGAUAACAAAAUACUGAAUAGCUGCUUAUUAUGUGAAUAUGGUUCACCCUGUGCACUGAAUGGGGCAAUUUUAUUUCUGGCACGUCUUAACUGUUAAGCAAUUGGGUUUGGAAGCUUAACAAGAGUCUAUUACUGUAGUUA
Messenger RNA from Alligator mississippiensis (American alligator), 3172 nucleotides. Its product is annotated as F-box/LRR-repeat protein 20-like. Gene Ontology annotation, cellular component: SCF ubiquitin ligase complex. The transcript has 11 exons. Gene Ontology annotation, molecular function: protein binding. The record is from RefSeq and is a predicted model, not a curated record. Gene Ontology annotation, biological process: SCF-dependent proteasomal ubiquitin-dependent protein catabolic process. The coding region runs from base 431 to 1630 and encodes 399 amino acids. Lineage: Eukaryota; Metazoa; Chordata; Crocodylia; Alligatoridae.